Messenger RNA from Rhagoletis zephyria (snowberry fruit fly), 2065 nucleotides. It is a transcript of the gene Fen1, whose product is annotated as Flap structure-specific endonuclease 1. Gene Ontology annotation, cellular component: nucleus. Lineage: Eukaryota; Metazoa; Arthropoda; Insecta; Diptera; Tephritidae. The record is from RefSeq and is a predicted model, not a curated record. Gene Ontology annotation, molecular function: DNA binding; 5'-flap endonuclease activity; RNA-DNA hybrid ribonuclease activity.
UUACUAUAUUUUUUUCCCGAAAAAGUUUUUCUCGCCGUUUUCCUGGCACGAAAUUCACUUAUGGAAAAUACACUCAACUAUUUCACUAGUUCCUCUUUACUUUAUGCUUCUUCUUUUUCUCAGCACAUAAAUGAUUUUUUUGGUACUAGGUAAAAUAGUACUAUUUGGCGUAAAGUAAAGAUCGUAAAUCUAUAAGUUAUUUUUUUGACGCUGAAAGGAAACCAAAUAUAUGUUAGAAAUUCUAAUUUGAUUUCCUAACGUGUAUGCCCUUGAUUAGGAAGGAAGAAAACUCGUAAUAAAUCCAAAAGUUAUCAAAUUUCUUUUCAAAUUUACUGUCACGCUAAUACAUUCCUUCGAUUGUAAUAACAAUAUUUCGAUAACAUUUGCGAUCAUGGUUUAUCGUUGCGCCAUUGGUAAAUAACCGCGCGCCAACAUCCAUCUGCUUCUCCUACUUGGCACAUUUUGUCCUGUUGGUCCUGACUGCAAUUUAAAGCAGAAUAUCAUGGGAAUUUUGGGCUUAGCCAAGUUAAUUGCAGAUAUUGCACCAUCUGCUAUUAAAGAGAAUGAAAUUAAAAACUAUUUCGGACGCAAAGUGGCUAUUGAUGCAUCGAUGUGCCUGUAUCAAUUUCUGAUCGCCGUACGCUCUGAUGGCGCACAAUUGACAACUGUCGAUGGCGAACCUACAUCGCAUCUGAUGGGUAUGUUCUAUAGAACCAUACGCAUGCUGGAGCAUGGUAUAAAGCCCGUGUAUGUGUUCGAUGGUAAGCCACCAGAUUUAAAAUCGGGUGAAUUAGCGAAACGUGCAGAACGCCGGGAAGAAGCACAAAAGGCUUUGGAAAAGGCCGAAGAAGCGGGCAAUGCUGAGGAAGUGGAAAAAUUCAAUCGCCGGUUAGUGCGAGUAACCAAAGAGCAUGCGCGUGAAGCGCAGGAAUUGCUUAAAUUGAUGGGAGUACCUUAUGUAGAGGCACCAUGUGAAGCGGAAGCGCAAUGUGCGGCGUUGGUGAAAGCAGGCAAAGUUUAUGCUACAGCUACAGAGGAUAUGGAUGCACUUACUUUUGGUUCCAGUGUACUCCUGCGUCAUUUGACAUUCAGUGAGGCGCGGAAGAUGCCGGUAAAAGAGUUUAUCUAUGAAAAAGUGCUUCAAGGAUUCGAAUUGACAAGCAGUGAGUUUAUAGAUCUUUGCAUACUGCUGGGCUGUGAUUACUGUGAAGGUAUCAAAGGUAUUGGACCGAAGCGCGCCAUUGAGUUGAUAAAUACUUAUCGCGAUAUUGAGACAAUACUCAAGAACAUUGACCAAAAGAAGUACACAGUAGCGGAAGAUUGGAACUAUCAAGUUGCGCGUGAAUUGUUCGUAAAACCCGAUGUAACGGAUCCGUCGACUAUUGAGCUUAAGUGGACUGAACCCGAUGAAGAAGGUUUGGUAAAGUUUCUAUGUGGCGAUCGGCAAUUCAAUGAAGAUCGGGUACGUUCUGGCGCCAAGAAAAUACAAAAAUCUAAAAAUACUCAGACACAAGGACGACUAGACAACUUUUUUAAGGCACUACCGUCUACAAGUAACAAUAAGCCCACACCUAAGCGAAAGGCCGAAGAUGAUAAAAAGGCUGCCAAUAAGAAGGUUAAAGCUGGCGGCGGUGGACGUGGCAGACGCCCCAAGUAAUGAAGUUUCAUUCGAGAAAUUAAUUCAUCGACUCGACGAACAUGUUUAGUAUUUAAGGGCAUUGGACUAAAUUUUUUUUGAGAAACUAUCGUCGCAGCCGCAUCUUUGAUAAAAUCCUAUGAUCAGAUAUAUUUCUGUUCAAUUUUGUUUUAUUUGUUUGACGCAAGUCUCCAUUCUUUUUUGUUGUUAAUCGUUGCAAAAAUACUUAGUUUUUGAAUCAGAACACAUUGCUCAAUGGUUUAAAAAAUUUUAUUUUGUCUGUUGGGAGAAUACUAUAAUACUUUACAAUUAAGUUUAAGUCUAGAUACUUCGCAUAAUCAUAGAAAAUAGCUUACAACUACACAUAAGUACUGCUAUAUACAUAACUAAGAUCUGUUCAAUUUUAUAAUAUGAUUGCGCAUAAUCGAA